GUACUUUGCAGUAUAUGGCUCCAGAGAUUAUUGAUAAGGGCCCUCGAGGAUAUGGGGCACCAGCUGAUAUUUGGUCCCUGGGAUGUACUAUCAUUGAAAUGUCAACAGGAAGGGCUCCAUUUCAUGAACUUGGAGAGCCACAAGCAGCAAUGUUCAAAGUUGGGAUGUUCAAAAUUCACCCUGAAAUCCCUGAAUCACUUUCUGCUGAAGCUAAAGCUUUUAUCUUACUCUGCUUUGAACCUGAUCCAAAUAAACGUGUUACCGCAUCUGAUUUAUUGAAAGACUCGUUCUUAAAGCAAGUGAACAAAGGCAAGAAAAGUAGAAUUGCAUUCAAACCUUCAGAUUAUAAUCGGAGUGCUUCUCUGCCUCUGCCAGUCCACGGGGAGCAGGUUGGCAGUAGUAGCAGUGAGCCUGGGUCUGUCUCGCCAGAUUCUGAUGUGCAAUCUGACAUGUUAUUUGAAAAAGCCAAGCGUUCUCUUUCUGAAAUUCAAUCAAAGAGCCCCCUUUCCCAUUUAUUAAGUGUUCCUGAUGAAAGCUCAAUUCCAGAUGAGCGAAAUUCCUCUCCUUCCUUUGAGGAAAAAGAUUCUGGUCUUUUCUUACUAAGGAAGGACAGUGAACGUCGUGCAAUUCUUUAUAAAAUACUUAAGGAUGAGCAGAAUCAAGUAGCUUCUAAUCUACAAGAUUGUGUAGCACAGAGUUCUGAAGAGCUGCGUCUUUCAGUUGCUCACAUUAAGCAGAUAAUUGGGAUUUUAAGAGAUUUCAUACACUCUCCUGAACACAGAAUUAUGGCAUCAACUAUAUCAAAGUUGAAAAUGGAUCUUGAUUUUGACAAUACUUCAAUCAAUCAGAUUCAAUUAGUAUUGUUUGGAUUUCAAGAUGCAGUGAAUAAAGUAUUAAGGAAUCAUUUAAUCAAACCUCAUUGGAUGUUUGCAAUGGAUAAUAUAAUACGCCAUGCAGUUCAAGCAGCCAUUACUAUUCUUAUUCCUGAGCUUCGAACUCAUUUUGAACCAGCAUCAGAAACUGAAGUAGAUAAAGAGGCAAAUGAAAUUGAGGAAGAUUAUCAGCAAGGAAGACCAGAGGAAUCAGUUACUGCUGAAGGGUGCACACUUACUUCUUCUCAGUCCCCAGACACUGAAGAGAAACUUAACUUGCAAUUAAAUAAAUUAAAGCAGCGAACAAACAGGUUAUUGGAAAACCUAAUACAGAGGGAAAGGGAAUACCAGACACUCCUUCAGCAAACAUUACAACAAAAAAAUCAAGAUUUGCAACUUCUUCAGCUCCAGUUAAAUACUAGGGAAAUUCAACCGUUGUCACCUGCUCUUCAGCACAACAUUGAUGAAGAACUUACUAAAUGGUUAAAACAACAAAGAGCUGAUUCAGAUGCAAUUGACAGGUUUGUUCAAGAGGACUAUACACUCAGUGAUGUUCUGAACAGUAUCACAAAGGAGGAUUUGCAACUGCUCAGACUCCGUGGUGGACUUGUCUGUCGCAUCUGGAAUGCAAUAUUAAAACACAGAAAGCAAAAUGCAGUCUUGGGAAUGGAAGAUUAGCAUUUUACUUUUGCCAGAUGCUAAUGGACUGUAAGAAAAAAAAUACAUUCCAAAUAAGUUUUAUAUACAGAUUGCCUUGCAUGUUUUGCACAAUUAAAAGCUCUGUUUAUAAAUAUUAAAUGAUAUUACAAAUUGUGUGUGUGUGUGUGUGUAUUAUCUAAACAAUCUACACAACUUUAGACAUGUACAGUAACUUAGAAAAUACUUAGCUACAUGAACAGUUCACCUUACAAAAUGCAGUUGCUCAUAUGUAAAAUGUAAACCUUUUCUAAUAUGCCUGCUUUUUAAAAAUAAUAUGGGUGUUGUAUAACAAAAUAUUAGGUUUUAUAUUAUUUCAUAAGAGCAAGAUAAACCACAAAGCAUUUCAAAUUGUGCAGGGUUCCACACUAAUAAAAAAUAAUGUAGGUUGAAUAUAUUAUUUAGAGUAAAUAUCAAUAUAUUUUGAGUACAUUAAAAUAUUAAGUUU
Messenger RNA from Thamnophis sirtalis, 2016 nucleotides. The record is from RefSeq and is a predicted model, not a curated record. NCBI's taxonomy places the organism in Eukaryota, Metazoa, Chordata, Lepidosauria, Squamata, Natricidae.